ACAGAGCCUCCUGUGAUCCUCUGAACUCUGCUCUGCAUCUCUCUGAAGAAAAUAAAAAACGGUAAGUGGGAUGCUUUUCUGAAUAAUUUGAGUUUGUUUGUUAUUUCAUUCAGCAAAUGAAUGUUGAUAUAUCAGAGGUUAUCUCUACUAGGUUCUUUUGUUUCAUACGUUCAUACUAAUAGUUGAGAUUUUGAUAAAAAAUGAUGCAAAGCUCUGAAUUAAAAGCCUAAUUAGAAGUUAAGACAUUUACCUCGUUCUUCGAGCAAAUUGAUCUUGUUUUUUUCGCUCACUUUCAUUCAAUACUGUCAUCACAACUGUUGGUCAGCUGGUGACAAGAUGAUAAAAAUGAAAUGCAAUGACAGUCCAUUUCCUGCUGAACAAAGUGUCUCCUUGUGUCGCUGGAAUUCACUCGGAAUAUUUUCCCUGAUUAUUUUCCCCAAAGCUCUAUCUUUCAUCUGAACAAGGAACUGUCUGUCUCCUGCUCCCUCCUUUGUAGUGUUGUGGGAACGGUGUUGCGAGGAUCAGGUGACAGGGAGAUAGAGAGGCUCCCUUGACCGCUAACACACAAAAGCAGGCAUGCGCGAAGGGGACAAAGAUACACACAUACAAGGACAAAGAUGCACUGUUAAUGCGACAUGAGGUUAUAAAUAAUGGUUGUACUUGAACAUCACUCAAUUUCCCUUUGUUUUUAAACUGGAUAUCAUUUAAUAGAAGUUAUUGUCACUCUAUAAACAACAACUCUAUUUUUAAACAGUUAAUAGUGCAAUGACGCCAAACUAUCCAGGUUUUUUACCUGUGCCUUUGGUAGUCUUCAGGGAGACUUUUAUCUUUCAUUGCCACUCACAUUUCCUCAUUUUCUCCCUAUUGUCAUGAAUAUCUUAUCAUCAUAGAAAUAGGAAAAUAUGAGAGGGUUAUUUGUGCCUUUAAGAGACUCAAACUGUUCUCAUUUCCCUUCAAAUCUACAUCAACUUGAGUUGUUGUUGGAUUUUAACCAAGCUAUAAUGGACAGACUGUAGUGGCACCGACUUUAAAGGAGCCAUCUCCUUGUGAUUUUGUGUGCUCUUUUAAUGACUCCUUACACCAUUCUCAGUGGGUGUUAAGUGGGCUAAAACAUGAUUUCCUACUCGGGUUUAUGUUUCGUCCAAUGUUCAUUCAAAAAGACAUUUGCUUAAGUGCUUCAAAAGAGCUUUUUUGACCGAGGGCUCAUGUUACAAUAGCUUUAAAUGACUCCAGGAGUCUGGUUUUUAAAGAGGUUAUGUAUUUUCCUUAUGUAAUUUGUAACUUUAACAAACUUCUACCUUUUUCUUUCUGGAAAAGUCAUUUUAAGGGGCUGUAUGAAUGAAGUUCGAGUGAUUAAUCCCCCAUGUGCUUAAAAGUACAAUCAUCCACUUGUUUUUCUAUUUUCCAAGAGCUGGUAUUUUUGUAUACAACGCAAUAGAAUACAUUUUAAGAGAGUAUGAUACAACACAAUACCAUUUGAUACAACUUAACACAAUAUGAUACGAUAUAAUAUGAUACGAUACGAUACAAUGUGAUACAAUAUGAUAUGAUACAAUAUGAUACAAUAAGAUACAAUGCGAUACAAUACGAUACGAUACGAUACGUUCAAUAUGAUACAAUACGAUACGAUACAAUGUGAUACAAUAAGAUACAAUGCGAUACAAUACAAUACAAUACGAUACGUUCAAUAUGAUACAAUACGAUACGAUACAAUGUGAUACAAUACGAUACGAUACAAUGUGAUACAAUAUGAUACGAUACAAUAUGAUACGAUACAAUGUGAUACGAUAAGAUACGAUACAAUGUGAUACGUUACAAUACGAUAUGAUACAAUAUGAUGCCAUACGAUACAAUAUGAUACAAUAUGACACGAUACGAUACAAUGUGAUACAAUACAAUACGAUACAAUACGAUACAAUGUGACACGAUAAGAUAAAAUACGAUAAGAUAUAAUAUGAUACAAUAAACUUAAUAGGACCAUUUAAGAAAUCUGUCUUGGAUUCAAGCUCUUGAAAUAUUAACUUGACCCAACAAAAUUACUGAAAAAUUAAAGCCAUGAAAACAAACAUUUGUCCCUAUUCAAACAGAGAAGCGCCUACCAGUGAAACAAACAAACAAAAAAACAACACUACAGCUUUGCUCUCAUUUGCAGCCUCUCAGCAUGGCCUCCAGCAUGUCAAUGAGGAGUUUCUCCAUGAGUCGUCAGCCCUCCUUCUCCAGCCGCUCUCUGAUGGACACAGGCAGGGCUCGCUCCAGAGCCUCUGUCUCCUUUGCAGCGGCAAGCCCGCUGAGUCGCUCGUCCUCCAUUAGCCAAGAUCUCAAUGGACCAGCCAGCCUCCAGUUAAACGGACUUCACGGGAACAGCGCCAAUGAGAAGGAAGCCAUGCAGAGUCUCAACAACCGCCUGGCAAACUACCUGGACAAGGUCUGACACAUGAAAACCAUACUGACAAGUGAUUGGCCGGCAGCCAGAUGAGCGCUGGGAUGGAUGAGGAAAUUAUACAAUUAGUGGCUUGUUGAAACACUCUGAUCUUUCUGUUUCCAUUUCUUCAGGUACGUUCUUUGGAGCGCUCCAAUGCAGACUUGGAGAUGAAGAUUAAGCAGCUGAUGAUUGACCGCAUUCCUAAAGGUCAUGACCUUGACUCCAUGAUGGCCCAAGCUCAUGCCGUGGAGCAAGAGGUAGAUUGAAUCAGUUUGUAACAGGGGUUCAUUGAAACGGUUUUGAAUUGGUUAGUUAAUAAAGAUAAAGUGAUUGUGGCUUUAGUUGUUUUACAUUUAGAACAUAUUGAUGCAAAUGUUUGGUUUAGAGCAGCCUGUACUUCUCUUUGAGUUCAGUUGUACCAAACCAAGCCUGGAGUUAAUGAUUAUUUCUGAGAAACAGUUACAGUUUAAUGAGGCUGGAAUGUGUCCACCUCUGUCAUUUGACCUCAGUAACCUUUUGUAACCCCACGACAAAGUUUAAACACUCAUUACUGUUAUUCUAUUGAAUAUAAUCAAAACAUGAUGCAUCCAGUUUCAAAUGUAGAAGACGGUAUGAGCAUGGGGGACGAAACUGUGAAACGAACUUCAAUAAAAGACAUUAACUUUGCUGUGAUAUUCAUCAGGUGAGGAAGAGGACUUUGGAAAAUGCUCGUCUUAUGUUGGAGAUUGAUAAUGCUAAACUGGCCGCUGAUGACUUCAGAAUCAAGUGAGUAACAUGUUUGUGUCUGAGUUAUUUACAAUAGUUAUGUCUAUGUUUCCUCUCAAAGACUUUGAAUGUAUUUUUGUCUCUAUUUUAAUUGUGUGUUUUGUUCUCCUGUUUUAUUUCUGGACUUUUCUAGGUGGGAAACCGAGAUGGUGAUGUGUCAGUCUGUGGAGCGAGACUGUGUCGCUCUGAAAAAGGCAAAGACUGACCAUGAGCAGAUCAUCGCCUCUCUGAGAGGGGACCUGGACAGCCUGAAAGAAGAACUUUACUUCCUCAAGAAAAACCACGAAGAGGUAUUUUGUUAACUACUAUCACCUGUCCUCUUUUUCUCUUCUUAUUCUUUGAACACUGUCUUAUCGUGUGUGCUUUGGCUGCUCCAUUAGUCUACAUUUCCCCCUCUCGUUUUCAUUUCUGGCCCUCUCCCUGACUCUCCAGCCUGCCCUCACAAACAACAAGCUGUUUGAUAUCAGGCUGACCUCAUUUGCUGGACUUAAGAGCUGCUGUUAACAGCCUGGGGGGAGAGUAGAGAACAUGAAGAGAGGGAGUUAGAGGGAGAGAGGUGGUCUUAUGGUUACUUCUCACAAAAGCAGCAGGUAGAUCUGGUUUCCUGAACCGGCUUUUUCUGUCCAAUCAGCUGAUCCUGGGUGCCCAGACUACUUUUUUUCAGAGGGGUUGAGAAGCUCACUCCCCUAACAGAAGAAAGAAUGAUUUUCCUGCUCAACUAAGAGGUGUAAAUAUCAUCAAACAUAUUAGAUUCAUUGAAAUAUAAGAAUUUAAAGGUGCGAAAACAGAUUCACUUAAAUUUGGGUUCAGGAACCCUAACAUAAACCCUACGCUAGAUUUAGAGAAGGAUUCUAGACCAGAGGGACUGGAUUGUUCCACUGGAUUUGUCCGCCCUCUUUGACUCCAUUUGAAAGCCUGGUUGGUGUUAUUUUCUUCUGAACUAGUUCAUUGUGGUCUGUGACUGUCUCUUAUCUGCUGACAUCUAUAUCAGUCCAUUCUGUUGAAAACAGAGACUUUUCCCUGCUCUGUAACUGAAAAAAAUAGCAUCUCUGGGGGUUUUGGUGGGAAAUAGGUGACACAUUUCUGUCAUGUAUACCCUCCCAAAGCAAGAAAACGUUGUGCAUAUAAGCAGUUAUAUUGUUAAGUCUGAAAAAGAAUAGAAUAUUAAAAAUCAAUACAUAAUAAAAACAUUAAAAGCAGGCUGCAUGAUGUUGAGACUCUAAUUUGACACAAGACUCCACGAGAGAGAGAGUAAAAAGAGAGAGAUAGAGUUAACACAUGAAGGAGGAGCAGGAGUGGACCUGGUGUAGGUAAGGUGAGCUCUGCUCCAUCAACUAUUAAUGGAGAACAUCUAAAUUAUGGAGGUGCCCUCACAUCCUCUCUGCCACCCUGUGGUGUACGAUUCACCCACUAUUGCACAGGUGUUAAGCACAAUAACCAAUACAAUCAUGUAUACCGUACACAGUGUAAUUCAUGCUCAUGAUGUUACUUCAGUUAAAGUUUGGAGGCACCAUGUUAUCUUUUUUUUUAUCAUGAAAUACUGCACACACUGUUAGACAAACAAUAUGGAAAUGCUCUAUUUUUAUCAUUUUUUCUGUUCUUUCUGCAGGAAAUGGAGCAGAUGCGGUCACGUAUUGCUCGUGAUGAGGUGAAUGUGGAGGUGGACUCUGCAAGCGGACCUGAACUGGGCGCCAUCCUGUCUGACCUGCGCUCCCAGUACGAGGGGAUCGUGAAGAAGAAUAAGGAACAAGCAGAGCAGUGGUACCGCAAGAAGGUGUGGAGGGAAAAGAUGACUUUCACAUGACUAGAAUACUCAAAACCACUGAUUCAUCAAUAAUAAGGCAUCAGUUAGGACUGUGUGUGUUUUCGUUAAUUAUUAGAUGUGUAAAGUCUCUUUACAUGUAUGUAAAAUACCAGAAACUUCAGACAUGCAAGUUUUUUUUAAUCUUUUUGCCUUCUAAUAUCCAAAAUCAAGUUUUUUAAAAUAGCUGUAAAUUUUCACUAUUUUCAGAAGCCCUAGAAACAAAAACAAAAAAGACAUUUUUCACAAGUUAUGUAUUCAAUUAAAGGGUUUACUUUGGUGGUUGAAUUACCAGCUACUUCAAAUCCUUUUCUUCACACUGAAACAAAGUUACUGUCAAACUUUAUUAGAGUUUGUGCACUUGUGCUGCCAGUGAUUUUUAGCCCCAUGAAAUUUUGAUUUAAUAGUUUAAGGGCCCUCACAGUUGUGGGCUCUUAUUUUAAUUUUUCUCCUCCAUGCUUUGCUCCUGUUUAUGUUAAACCGCCUAUGGUUAUUCCAAAAAAUUCAACAAUUAACUCGAUUAUGAGAAAAAAAAGUAGCUUUUACAACUUUUACUUCAUUUUUACCUCAUUUUUUUUUAUCAUAUGUGCAUCAAUUUUGAUUUUUUUUUUCUCCUGUGCAGCUUGAGACAGUGCAGAAUGAGGUGAAGGAGAGCAACGAGGCUCUGAGAGGAGCUCAGGGCGAGCUGUUGGAGAGGCAGCGCUUCCUGCAGAAUCUAGAGGUGGAGCUGGAGAGUCUGCACAAACAGGUGAGUUGAUGUUACACCUGACAAGCAUAGAGCUACAUUCACACUGUUGUAUAUUAAGAAUUAAAAAAUGGAGCGCUUUAUUCGAGGUGCCAGGAGGAUUUAGUGAGAGCUGUUGGAGCAUGACAUAGUUGUGUUUUAGUCUUAAAAUAAUUAUGCAAUUAUGAGCUGUGCAAACAAAAUCUUAAGCACAUUGAAAGCUCUGCAAACACAUCAAUCUUGAUUUAAAGACAAGGUCACGAGUAUUACCUCUUCACAAAGCAAUGUUGGGAUAAAGAAACGCUGCUUUUGAAAAGGAUUUAUCAAAUCACAACACAAGUUCAGAUUAAGUCUCAGACUUGCUUCUCAAUCUGUGCACAUUCAUGUCGCUGUGUCAUAACAGUGUCUGGGAAGAACCUUUCUGUUUUUCUCUCUCUUAAUCCCGUGUUGAUGGUAAACAUGUUCUCCCACGCUGCUAAGUCAUGCAAGGACGUACAGGACUCAGUUGCUGAAUUAUAUGGGGGUGAGUUUCGGUGGUUAAAGGUGUAACCCUGUCUGAGCGGUGACUGUUUGUUUUGGAUGCCAAAGCCUCAUCAGUCCACAGGUAUUUGUUGAUAAUGGUUUAAAUUAAGAUUCAGAGGACCCUGUGUUGAUGGGUAAAUGCUUGGAAUCAGGGCAUUAAGAAUCAUUUUGGGAUAUUUCAUGAAUAGAAGCAUUGAUGUGCCUCUUGUCAAGCACACAAUAGUAAUAUGAGAUUCGGGUACCACUGAUGAGAAGGUUAUAUCUCCAUUAUUUUCCAUUUUUCUCCUCAGGUAGCAGCUCUGGAGGGUAACCUGGGUGAAACAGGUGCGAAAUACACCGGUGAGAUGGAGCGGCUGCAGACCACUCUAAGCCAGAUGGAGGACGACCUCUCCCAGCUAAGGCUGGACAUGCAGCGCACCAAAACUGACUACGAGCAGCUCCUUCGAAUCAAGCAGAACCUAGAGAUGGAGAUCGCCACCUACAGGCGUCUGCUGGAGGGAGAGGACACGUAAGUUGUCAUGAAUAAAUGUCAGGAAAUCAAUCAGUCGAUCAAAUUUUAUUGAUAUAGCGCCAAUUCACAACAGUCGUCAUCCCAAGACGCUUUCCAAAGAAAAAGAGCAGGUCUAGACCAUGCUCAUCGUUUGAUGAGUUAUCAAGACCCAACCCAAGAUGGGAUCUGACAAAUUGUGUGGGUGUUUUUUCUCACGGUUUUUCAAAGACGGAUAUAACCCUAAAAAAUACACAUGCAGCCAAGCAAGAAAACCUCCCACAUUAAAUAAUUAACCGAACUGUUCACUGUAAAAACACACCGUAGCUAACAGACUAACUCUCAACUUUGAGGUAAUAUACUCAGCCCUAAUUUGCAUUCAAAACCAAAACAUAAUGCAAAACAUAGUUUUCUUUGCAUACAACUCAGUUUGGGAAGCCUAUAAAUAGCAAACUAAAGCUAGGAACACGAGUAUUACGGUAAAGGUGCUACCUUUCAUCAGACACAUCCUUGCUGCUUUCCUGUUCAGCUAAGCUAACUAGCCAGUUGCUCUCAUUAUUCUUUCGACAGAAUGAAAAGUGACUUUAAUCCUUUCAUGAAACUCUUAUCAAGAUAGAAUUGUUGGGGCUUUACUCUGAAACAUGUUUGUGUUGUUUUCAAGUCCAAACAAAUCUAAUUCUGACAUGUUUACUCUUCGCUCCUCAGAGUCAAGGAUGUUGCUCCUCCACCGAAAAGUGAGUAGACCCACUUUGCAAUUGAUGUUCAACAGAUAGAGUGAACAAUUUUAUCACAACCAGAUGGAAAAAUCAUGAGGAGUUCACUGAAGCUUUAAUCAUGAAGGGGAGACGCAGAGUGCUAAAAUAUCCCUGCAGCUUGUUGUAUGAUAACGCAGGCUGUAUGUUUUUUAAAGGGUGAAUUUGAGACAGUGCUGCUUGUAAGGCUGCAGACGAAACACAAGCCUACAUGACGUAUAACAUUACACACACACGAGAGAGGUAGAUCUAGUGAGUGUUACACUGAGCUAAAAAAAUGCAAACACUGCUAAUGGUUCAGUUUCUGAGGCAACAAAAUGUGGGUAUGACAGUUUACGCUAGGUUGUUAAAAUAUGUCUUCAUCUGACUGAUUUACACUGAAGGAUUAAAGGGAAAUUUAAAGGCCAGAGUUGUUCAUGCACACGUUUUUAGUGGAAAGUGCUCAGGCUUUUAAGACAGGACAGGGAAUUCAGUGCACUACAACUUCAACUCCCAUUGACUCCCAUAUCACCACUUAGCUUCAUGUCAUCUAACUUCAUGUCAUCUAAUCAGUAUGAACCUCUCCCAUAACUUUUCUCUGCAGAGGAGCCUGAUGUCCGCACCAGGAAGAUUGUGAAGGUGGUCACCCAGACAAUGAUCAACGGCAAAGUGGUGGACGAAUCCAGCGAGGUGGAGCAGAUUGAGGAGUCCAAGAAAUAAAAGAGGAAUGAUGUGAUGAUAGAAAAAACUAACUGAACAGAUAGUUGCUGUAAAACAUUGGAGGUUUUAGAGCAAAGGAGGGAGAGAGAAGAGUGACAGAGGAAAAACAGAGAUUAGCGUCAGAGUAUAUAUCAGGAGUAUUUGAGCGGCAUUUAUCUCCACAGCAUUAUUUUGAACAGGGCUUUCCUGGGGUCAUUGUUUGGCUUGUAAUAUCAUGUGUUUUUAGAAACAUGUACCGUAGCUUUGUAUGCUUAUACUCAUUUUGAAUAGAGUUUGGUGUAUUUGUGUGGGUUUAUGUAAGAUCAACUGACUAACCAUCUUCUCAAAACUUAUUGUCAUGCUGUGACUAAAGGGACAUUUACUUCAAUAUGCUGACUUUACAAGAAAACCAUGUCAUCAUCGUUGCUGUUUUGUGUUUUUAAUCUGUCUGAAUAAAGUUUCAUUCCAUGCCAUUCAAAAA
Molecule: messenger RNA, 8632 nt
Organism: Xyrichtys novacula (pearly razorfish)
Lineage: Eukaryota; Metazoa; Chordata; Actinopteri; Labriformes; Labridae
Source: the annotation of a GenBank genome assembly